UGACCGUAAACAACCUCUCUGUUCACCUCACACCCCAUCUCUCCCAACAUGGCAGAGGUGUCAGAGACGAGCGCCGACGUGCCAAAGAUCUCAAUCGAGGUCCUCGACCAGCUCGACCCAGCAACCUUCAACUGGGAUGCCUUUGCCAGCACAUACAAGGGCCGCGCCCUCAUAACGCGCUACCUCGCGAUCCCGAACCUCGUCUUCACUGCCACCUCUCCGUCCCCACGCGCACUGGAGCUCGCACGUGCUGCCGCUCUGCGCGCCAUCGCGCUGCUCAAGGCCGAGACGUGGGACGCAGAGUCGUACCUCCGCGCUGUGCGCCAGGUCGACGCCUCGGCGCACCCCGAGCGUGCGGACGCCGUCGACGCGCCGUCUACCGACGAGCCGAUGGACAUUGACUCGGCGUACGGCAAGAAGGGCGAGAGCGAGGGGCGCCCAGACGGCGCGUGGGUCGAAAAGGUCCGCUCGGCCGCCGAGGCCGACAAGGCCAAGCUCGAGGUGGAGCUCAGCGGGUAUCUCAGCAACCUCAUCAAAGAGAGUAUCAGGCUCACGUACCUCUCCCUUGCGCACCUUGCCCUCAAGACGGGCUCCUUCCCCACGGCGCAGAAGACGUUCCAGCACAUCCGAGAGUACUCGAGCGGCCCGGCGCACCACGUCGAGCUGGGUCUGGGCAUCAUCGAGGCCGCUCUCGCGUUCAACGAGUCCGGGCCUCUGGCAGGCAACGUUACCAAGGUCGAGGCCUCGCUCGACCGCCUCCACCCACCCGUGACCGGCAGCUCGCAGCAGGCAAGCGCGACCAUGACGACGAUGCAGGUGGCGCAGAACCGCGAGAUCCAGGCGCGCAGCCAGGCUGUGCGCCGCGCCGUCGGCGUCAAGAUCCGUGUCGCCAAGGCUGUCCUCGCGCUCAGCCACAACGACUAUGCCCGUGCUGCUAGAGAGCUGGGUGAGGUGAAUGAGGAAGGCGGGCUCCAGGAGUGGGAGGGCCAGGCCAUCUCGACGGCCGACACUGCCCUGGUCUCGGCCAUCUGUGCCCUGGCGACUGGCUCGCGCGAGCACCUCCGCCGCGUGCUUCUCGACCGUGCAAGCUUCCACUCUGCGGUCGACGACUCGCAGGGCUGGGUGCUGGACCUGGUCCGCGCGUUCGUCGACGCGCGCUACGGCGAGGCGAUUGUCAUCUUGCGCAAGGCUGAGCCGUACCUUCUCCUCAACCCCCUCCUCGCCCCCCACACGGCCCGCCUCGUGUCACUCAUCCGCACGCGCGCAAUCAAGCAGUACAUCACGCCGUUCUCCUCGGUGCGCAUUAGCGCCAUGGCGCAGGCGUUCGGGUCGAGCGAGGACGAAAUUCUCGCCGAGGUGGCCUCCCUGGCCGAAGCAGGCGACCUCAAGGUCAAAAUCGACCUCAUCGACCGCAUCCUCACAAUCAAGGACAAGGACGCGCGCGCCGACGCGUUCCGCAGUGCUCUCGGCGUCGGCGCCAAGGCCAACGCCGUGACCCAGGCAUCGACCCUACGCAUGCGUCUUAUCGAGGCUGGCAUUGUUGUUGACCCCGCCCCGCGCGACUUGGACGAGGGCGACGGGCCCCGCGUUCCUGGCUGGGACUUUGGCAGCAGCGGUGGCGGUGGGGCAGGUGGUGGUGGUGCCGGGCGGUCGACACGGAGCCGCCUUACCGGGUUCGGGCAGGCACUGGGCAGCCUGGCGCGCAAGGCCAAGGCUUAGACGUGUAGCAGUGUUGUAUUAUAUGCAUGUGGAUAGUAAGCCGAG
Vanrija pseudolonga is the source of this 1764-nucleotide messenger RNA. It is a transcript of the gene CSN1b, whose product is annotated as COP9 signalosome complex subunit 1b. The transcript has 5 exons. Lineage: Eukaryota; Fungi; Basidiomycota; Tremellomycetes; Trichosporonales; Trichosporonaceae. Gene Ontology annotation, cellular component: COP9 signalosome. The record is from RefSeq and is a predicted model, not a curated record. The coding region runs from base 49 to 1719 and encodes 556 amino acids.